Molecule: messenger RNA, 1864 nt
Organism: Capra hircus (goat)
Lineage: Eukaryota; Metazoa; Chordata; Mammalia; Artiodactyla; Bovidae
Gene: TUBAL3
Product: tubulin alpha like 3
Exons: 4
Coding region: 29-1369 (446 amino acids)
Biological process (GO): microtubule cytoskeleton organization; mitotic cell cycle
Cellular component (GO): cytoplasm; microtubule
Molecular function (GO): structural constituent of cytoskeleton; GTP binding
Source: RefSeq, a predicted model, not a curated record
ACGGGCAGUGGGGCACCUUCAGAUCAGCAUGAGGGAGUGCCUGUCUAUCCACAUUGGCCAAGCCGGUGUCCAGAUUGGGGGUGCUUGCUGGGAGCUCUAUUGCCUGGAACAUGGAAUCCAGCCAGAUGGCGUUGUUCUCGAUGGUGGUCAGGAUCCGCUGGCACCUGCUAAAACAGAGCCCAUGGGUGCAUCUUUCGAUUCCUUCUUUUGUGAGACCAGAGCUGGGAAGUAUGUGCCCAGAGCACUCUUCAUGGACCUGGAGCCUACUGUCGUAGACGGGAUGCGUGCAGGCAGCUACCGCUCACUCUUCCACUCUGAGCAGCUCGUCAGUGGAAAAGAAGAUGCUGCAAACAACUAUGCCCGAGGUCGCUACUCUGUGGGGCCGGAGGUCCUCGACUUGGUGCUGGAGAGGAUCCGCAAGCUGGCGGAACACUGCAGUGGGCUUCAGGGGUUUCUGAUCUUUCGAAGCUUUGGAGGAGGCACUGGAUCGGGAUUUACGUCUCUCUUGUUGGAGCAGCUCUCCGCAGAAUACAGUGGGAAGACUAAAUUGGAGUUCUCCGUCUACCCAGCCCCUAGGAUCUCAACUGCUGUAGUGGAGCCUUACAACUCCAUCCUCACCACCCACCCCACCAUAGAGCACGUGGACUGUACCUUCCUGGUGGACAACGAGGCCAUCUACAACAUCUGUCAUGGCAAACUUGACCUUGAAUGCCCCUCUUAUGCCAGCAUCAACAGGCUGAUCAGCCAGGCAGCAUCUUCCAUCACUGCCUCCCUCCGGUUUGAAGGCAUCCUGAAUGUGGACCUGAUUGAAUUCCAGACCAACCUGGUGCCUUACCCACGGAUACACUUCCCAGUGACCAGCUUCGCCCCCAUCCUGUCUGCUGAUAGCACCCACCACAAGGAGCCCUCCGUGUCGGACAUCACAGCUGCAUGCUUUGAGCCCUCCCACCAGCUAGUCAGGUGUGACCCUUGCCUGGGGAAGUACGUGGCCUGCUGCCUGCUCUACAGAGGGGAUGUGGUCCCCAAGGAGGUGAAUGCGGCGAUUGCGGCCACAAAGUCGAGGAACUCUAUUCAGUUUGUAGACUGGUGUCCGACUGGAUUCAAGGUGGGCAUCACUGAUCGACCCCCCCGGGAGGUGCCAGGAGGGGACCUGGCCGAGGUCCAGCGGGCAGUCUGUAUGCUGAGCAACAGCACGGCGGUCGCAGAGGCCUGGGCCCGUCUGGGCCACAAAUUUGAUCUCAUGUUUGCUAAGAGGGCGUUUCUGCACUGGUACAUCAGGGAGGGCAUGGAGGAAGGUGAGUUCGCAGAGGCCAGGGAGGACUUGGCGGUCCUGGAGAAGGAUUAUGAGGAAAUGGGGAGAAGUCUCUGAUGCAGAUCUGACUGGUGACAAUAAACGCCGAGUUGAAGAGUCACGCUUUAUGUUUCAAGGCUAGAGUUUCAUCGAUGAGAAGAAAAAGGAAAUUAAGUCAAGCAAGACCCCAAGUUCCAUGCUCGGUCAAAUGGGGGUCAACAUUAACAGUAAGCCUGGACUUCCCUGGUGGCCCAGUGGUUAAGAAUCUGCCAGCCAAUGCAGGGGACAUGGGUUUGAUCCCUGACCUGGGAAGAUCCCACAUGUUGCGGAAAAUAAAUAAUUAAACAAAUAAAAUACCAACAAUGUACCACUUUGCCUGUUUUCAGCUCACACUGUUGUUGCCACAGAGGACAGUGACUGCAGUUUGGUAGAAAUGAUGUGUAUAAACACAUACUUUUCACCAUGUUCUCACGCACUCCAGUCAAGCUAGACAGCUUGCCCCUGCCCAUGUUUUUCUCUCUCUUGACUGCUUCUCUCUCUCUCGGUUUCUCUCUCUCCUCUCUCAUUCUUUCU